UGACGUCAGAAGUGAAGGACACAGGGUACAGGAAGAGGAGGAAAAGAAAGAUGGCGGCGGGUUCGGAUCACGGGCUGAAGAAACUAGUUUGGAAAAGAAUAAAAGAAACGAUUAUAGCUGACAGCAGAAAAUCGGAUAUAUGGAAGAUUUUGAUUCUGGACCCUUUCACCACCAAGCUCGUCUCAUCAUGCUGCAAAAUGUCCGACCUGAUGUCAGAAAAAAUAACAAUUGUGGAGGACCUGUACAGAAUCAGGGAGCCUGUUCCAGAAAUGAAGGCCAUCUACUUCAUGCCACCCACUGCUAAGUGUGUGGAUGCCUUUAUUGCGGACUUCAAAACCAAACCCAAGUAUAAAGCAGCUUACGUUUAUUUCACUGACUACUGUCCUGAUGACCUGUUCAACAAUAUGAAGCUGUACUGUGGAAAGUACAUACGAGUCUGUAAGGAAAUCAACAUGUCCUUCAUGCCGCAAGAGGCACAAGUGUUCACAUGUGAUAAUCCGGGAGCUUUCCAAAGCAUCUACAGUCCCAACAGCCAGGACAAAAAGAAAACCCUGGAGACCCUCGCAGACCAGCUCGUCUCUCUCUGUGCCACGUUGGACGAGUAUCCGGGAAUCAGAUACAAGAAAGACAGCAACAUGGAGAAUGCCAAGACUCUCGCAGAGCUGGUGGACAGCAAGCUGGCCAGACACUACGAGCUGGACGACAACGGCAAGAAAAAGGUAAAGACUCAGGCCCAGCUGCUGAUAGUGGAAAGAGGUUUUGACCCCGUCAGCCCCAUCCUACACGAGCUGACCUACCAGGCCAUGGCCUACGACCUCAUCAACGUCACCAACGACACCUACAAGUUCAAGUCCAAAGAUGGCUCGGAGAAGCAGGCCCUGCUGAAUGAGGACGACAUGCUCUGGGUGAGGCUGAGGCACAAGCACAUCGCUGAGGUCUCAGAACAAAUCCCCAAGAUGGUCAAGGAAAUAUCUGCAAGCAAGAAACAGCCGGAUGGGAAGAUCACAAUUAGCAACUUGGCCCAGAUGAUGAAGAAGAUGCCUUCGUUCCGUAAACAGCUGACUGAGCAAGCCGUUCACCUGCAGUUGGCCGAGGACUGUAUGCAACAAUACUCGAACAACGUGGAGAAACUCUGCAAAGCGGAACAGGACCUCGCUGUGGGGUCGGACGUGGAGGGGGUGAAGGUGAAAGAUCAAAUGAGGACCCUGCUGCCGGUGCUGCUCCACCCGUACAGCACCCACGAGAAGGUCAGAGCCGUGCUGCUCUACAUCUUCAGCCAAAAUGGAACAACAGACGAGAACUUGAACAAACUCAUCCAACAUGUCAAGAUCGAGGAUGAACGAGAAUUUAUCCUGAACUGGAAAGAACUGGGCGUCCCCAUCAUCACAUCGCUCUUCGCUCGCAAACCAUCCAGACGGGAUCGUUCCCAGGAUCAGACGUACAACCUUUCCAGAUGGACCCCUGUCAUAAAAGAUGUGAUGGAGGACGCUGUGGAGAACAAGCUGGACACCAGAGAGUGGCCCCACCAGUCCGAGUCUCCUGCUGCCUGGAACGGCUCCGGAGCUGUCAGCGCCCGUCAGAAGCACAAAACCAGCUCUCAGGACGAGCGGCGGACUGGCUCCCGCCUCAUCAUCUUCAUCAUCGGGGGAAUCACCUUCUCAGAGAUGCGUUCUGCCUACGAGGUCACCCAGUCCGUCAAAUCCUGCGAGGUCAUCAUAGGGUCCUCCCACAUUUUGACCCCCACCGGUCUCCUGGACGACAUCAAGGCCCUGAGCAAACGUCCCGUGGAGUCUUUCACAGUAGAAGAACGGAGCAACGCCUGAGAAGGCUGCCCCCUCGUCUCCCUGCUUCUCAUGUCUCUCUGCACACUGCACUCAAAUCUACUUCCUGAAUGGAAGACUGAAGGGAAUUUACCUUUAUACUCAUCUUUAUGUUUUCAUACAAGUGCACAUUAACAAUAGGUGUGGAACAGAUUCUCAAUUGAAAACCUUCAACCAGAAGAAUAUGGUCUGACUAUGAAACUCAGCCAUGUGCACAUUGGUCUUAUUAAAAUUGACUUUUUCUCUUCCUACUGAGAACUUUUGAAGAUGGUCUAACUCGCCUCUCUGUGUUUUGCCUUUGUCCUUUAAUAAACCUGCCUGUAAAGUUACAUGUUAAAGAGCAACUCUCAGAAACAGAAUGAUUUUGGAUGAAAGAAGCGUGAAGCUGAUGUAAAUACUGUACGUAAGCACUGAGUCCCUGCUCCACCACUUUGACGUUUUUCAGUAACUGCUGUUUAUAAACACUUAAUAUAAUUUUCAAGAGUGUCUUUAACAUAGAAUCUUUAUGUUGUUGUUUUGAAUUACUGACUAAUAAAAGGAUGAAGUUGUUCAAAA
Messenger RNA from Hippoglossus stenolepis (Pacific halibut), 2375 nucleotides. RefSeq names its product syntaxin binding protein 3 (gene stxbp3). The coding region runs from base 51 to 1823 and encodes 590 amino acids. Gene Ontology annotation, cellular component: secretory granule; plasma membrane. The transcript has 19 exons. The record is from RefSeq and is a predicted model, not a curated record. Gene Ontology annotation, biological process: neurotransmitter secretion; vesicle-mediated transport; intracellular protein transport. Gene Ontology annotation, molecular function: syntaxin binding. NCBI's taxonomy places the organism in Eukaryota, Metazoa, Chordata, Actinopteri, Pleuronectiformes, Pleuronectidae.